GAAAACAUUUAUUCGCGUUAAAUUUGUAAAUGAAAAUGUUAAUCACAUUCUCAUUAUGACUGAUGUGAAACUGUGUCGAACUAUAACUGAAAGAAGAUUAAGGAGAAACCUUAUAGAUUACAGGAACUAAGCAAAGGAAAAGUCUGACGGAGAAGAAUCUGAAGAAAGUAGCAUCGAUGAAAAGCAAGGUCCGUCGAAUAUCAGUAAAAAAACCUCUUCGUCGGGUUUGAAAUGGAUUAAAAUGCAAUUUGAGUGAAAAGACUUGCCAAAAAAUUUCACAAAUGAUAAUGUAGCCGGAGGUUUGAGUCCUUGAGGUUACUACAACAAAUAUUUAAAUGACAUUUUUUCGAAGUUGGAGCAGUACCGACAUCUAGAUAUCAUUUAUAGCAAACUGGAGGAGAGAUAAAACCAAAAUUACUCUAGAAGAGAUCAAACAAUUUUUUGGCACGCAUGCUGUCAUUUGGUGCUUUAAAUUUCCUAGAACUCAUAAUUACUGGAGUAUUAAGUAUCAGCAAACAAUUAUUGCCGAUGUAAUGAAUCGGGACAGAUUCUAAGAAUUUCGUACAAAUUUUCAUGUAGUAGAUAACCUUGCGGUCUCCGAAGAUGUCAAAAAACUGAACCACUUGUGAAAAAUUCAACCAAUGAUUGAUCAAGUCAGAAACACAUGUAAAGAUAUUGUCAGGCCAAUUGGGGGGAACUUUCUCAAUUGAUGAGCUAAUGAUUCCAUUUUUAGGACUCGGUAAUUUGUAAAGAAUAAGCCAAGACCCUUAAAUUACUGAAUGUGAAACAUUUUUUUAAAACCAGAAAAUGUACAUUUAAAACAUUUAAAAUAGCUGGAUGGAAUAUAGAAAUGAUUGCGUAAUGAAUAAAUUCAAGUCCAAAGAUAUCAUGGAUUUUUUGAUAUUCCGUUUAAGUUUAGGAGAGUUUUUAGAUUGUGGCAUAAAAAAAGGGAAAGAGAAAGUGAAGACACUGAUGUAGGAGAAGAAGAUGCGAGACCAAGUUCUAAGAAAGCUAGAUGUGCUCCACUUCCUUGUGAAGACAAACGAUUUGAUGGCUUCAAUCAUAGGCCAGUUAAUGAGAACCAAAAAAAUCCAAACAUGUGUAUGGUGAUUUUGUUAUUAUAAAAGACAGUCCAUUACGACAAAUGAUAUAAUUUAUUUUCGUAAGACAGUUUCUAAAGACAUAAAGACUUAUCAUUAAACAUGUCAUCAGGAAUCAAAUUAUUAGUUGAAGCCAAGCCACUAUUUACAAGUUAUUGUAGGCGAAGGGCAGUAGGAUUAUUCCAUAAAAAAAUGUCCUCAUUAAAGACUAAAGAAAAGCCAAAAAUUACCCCAUUGGAAGAAUCUCGCCGAUUUAUGAUAGAUUGUUUCAAAGCAGUCGGCUGUAAUCAAAAUCACGCCGAAAUAAUAUCGGCAAAUUUAUUAGAAGCAGAUUAUAGAGGACACUAUAGUCAUGGAAUGAAUAGACUGGAAAUGUAUAUUAAUGAUGUUAAGGGUGGUUUAACCCUUCCAAACGCUGUACCAACUAUUGAAAAAGAAACAGUAGCAACUGCUGUUGUUAAUGGAAAUAACGGAUUUGGAGCAGUGGUGGGACAAUAUUGUAUGGAUGUAGCAAUAGAGAAAGCCGCAAAGGCAGGUAUUGGUCUGGUUGUCUGCCAUCAUUCAAAUCAUUAUGGGAUAGCCGGGAUGUAUGCGUUGCAAGCUAUCAAGAAAGGAUACAUAGGAUUUAGUACUACUAAUACCUCACCUCUAAUGGUUCCAACCAGAGCAAAGCAGGCGGCGCUAGGAACAAAUCCAAUAGCUUUGGGAGUGCCAGCACUCAAUGGGGAUAGUUUUGUUUUGGAUAUGGCAACUACAGCGGUUGCUUUAGGAAAGAUAGAAAUAGCACGAAGGAAGAAUGUCCAAAUUCCUGAAAGCUGGGCAUUGAAUGAAGAGGGUAAAGUAGAAAGUGAUCCAGACGUAGCGUACAAUGCAACUAGACUGCUCCCACUUGGAGGAGAGGAACUCAAUUCCGGCUAUAAAGGAUAUGGAUUGGGCAUGUUUGUUGAAAUAUUUUCUGGAAUUCUAUCAGGUUCAACGUAUGGUCCAAACAUUAGACACUGGGCGAAUUACGAAAAAGAAGCUAAUUUAGGACAAUCAUUCCUGGCAAUUGAUCCAAAUGCGUUUGCUCCUGGUGUCGAACAUAGAAUGAGCGAUUUAAUGAAUCAUAUGAGAAAUAUGGAACCUGCGGAUCCUAAAUUACCUGUAUUAGCGCACGGCGAUCCUGAGAGGAUUCACAUGGAGAAAGUCCAUAGAGAUGGAGGACUAUGCUACGUUGAAAAUCAGCAUGAAACCAAUUUAAAGUUGGCUAAAGAAUUAAAUGUUUCUCCAAUGGUGUCUAAUUAAGAAAAUAUUUUACAGUUUUCAUAGGAGAAUUUUAAUAACUUUUUUAUAUCGGAAAUUUGUAUGUAUUCUACCUUAAUUUUAUAGAUACGGAUAUAUCAAAUAUAUACAAGGAAAAUUAGCAACCUUCAUUUUAUCUAUUAAUAAAAAAUUUCGAGAUUUAGUUUAAUAAAAAAAAUAUUGUCUGCAAUGCGUGUUUUUUGAUCUUUGAAGUUUUUUCUAGUUUAAAUAGGGAAUGAAAUAAAACGUCUAAUAUAUUGUUUUCUACCGUCAA
Diorhabda carinulata is the source of this 2655-nucleotide messenger RNA. RefSeq lists its product as uncharacterized. Gene Ontology annotation, molecular function: oxidoreductase activity. The record is from RefSeq and is a predicted model, not a curated record. NCBI's taxonomy places the organism in Eukaryota, Metazoa, Arthropoda, Insecta, Coleoptera, Chrysomelidae. The coding region runs from base 1203 to 2384 and encodes 393 amino acids. The transcript is spliced from 10 exons.